AUAUUUUUACGGUGUUAUAUGCAUCUUAUAAUUUUCCAGUGUAUAGUUACUUCAAAUGAAAUAUUGAAAAAUACAAUUGCUCAAGCCCGUUCUGUGGAUUACGCGUUAAUUUAAAAAUUACAAUACCAAUAAAUUUAUCCACAACAUGGAAGUCAAAGCAGACAAACUUUAUAUGCAAUUAAAUGCAGCGGAGCUUGAAGCCAUUAUCAAAAAAGAUUCACCUAGCUCCAAUGAUCGUGAUGCUGGCUUCUGUUCUGCUAGUUCAGAAAGCGAAGGCGGUGACGAUUUGCCGCUAGAGCAUGCGCCGCAAGCUGAUAGAGCCAACGAAAGUCCUGCUGUGAUGGUGCGCAAUAAACGGAAGAGUAUGGAGCCGUCGAAAGUUGUGGAGCCGACAUCGACAAUGAGAAAUUGUUGUUCAUCGCUAGCCCUUGGCUCAAGCGUAGCACCGGCGGGUCCACUGAAGAAACGAAUACGCUAUUCUUCUUCAGCUGAUUCAGCCGUUAUGUUGACGCCCCCAGCUCUUCAGUCACCAUCACCCAUCAGCCACACACACGUGCCCACGGCACAUGCAUGGGACUCUGUUUCCGCCCAGGUGCUGCCACGUGAAAUAUUACCUAAUCCUGCGCACAUUUUCAUGCGUCAUCCAGGUGUGACAACACUGCAUCGUGCAUUCGCAGCCUUCCAAUCUCAGCCAGAACAAGAAGAACCGUUAGCGCUAAUAGCCAGGAAACCCAAGUCGGACGAAGCAAGUGAAAAGCUGGCGAAUCAGACUUUUCAGGGCGCCAAGAGCACUUUACCCAACAAAGAAAAACCCCUUGUAUCCACGGAAUUCCUAGAGGAGCACACCAUCGAGGAGGAGGACUCAUUUAAAGAUCAUCACAAUAGUUCCCUCUCAAGGCCGCAGCAGCGGAACUACAAAAAUAUGACUCGAGAGCGUAGAAUUGAGGCAAACGCCCGCGAACGCACCCGAGUUCAUACGAUAUCCGCUGCUUAUGAAACAUUACGCCGUGCCGUACCAGCAUAUGCGAGCUCCCAAAAAUUAUCGAAGCUAUCUGUAUUGCGUGUGGCCUGUUCCUACAUACUGACGUUAAGUCGUCUGGCUGACAAAGACUAUAGCUCGGACCAAUCAGAACCGACUAUUGCUGAUUGUAUCGAGGCAAUAAAUUCCACUAUUCAAACGGAGGGAAAAGUAAAGCGGAAGAAGGAAGAAUAAAGUAGCAGAAUUAUAAGUUUUGGAAAGA
This is a messenger RNA of Drosophila navojoa, 1241 nucleotides long. It is a transcript of the gene net, whose product is annotated as atonal bHLH transcription factor 8-like protein net. Gene Ontology annotation, biological process: anatomical structure morphogenesis; positive regulation of transcription by RNA polymerase II. Gene Ontology annotation, molecular function: protein dimerization activity; DNA-binding transcription factor activity; E-box binding. Gene Ontology annotation, cellular component: nucleus. The record is from RefSeq and is a predicted model, not a curated record. Lineage: Eukaryota; Metazoa; Arthropoda; Insecta; Diptera; Drosophilidae.